This is a messenger RNA of Ochotona princeps (American pika), 734 nucleotides long. RefSeq names its product TSSK6 activating cochaperone (gene TSACC). Gene Ontology annotation, cellular component: cytoplasm. The record is from RefSeq and is a predicted model, not a curated record. NCBI's taxonomy places the organism in Eukaryota, Metazoa, Chordata, Mammalia, Lagomorpha, Ochotonidae. The transcript is spliced from 5 exons. Gene Ontology annotation, molecular function: protein-folding chaperone binding.
CUUGCGCGAUAGGGUGGCCGCUCCCGACCGCGUGCGGCGCGAACAACGGCGCAGGCGCUGAGGCUCGGGGCCGUUGGCAUAGUACUGAGCAUGCGUAUCAACUACAAGGGUGGGCGCUGGGGUUGAGGCUGUCGACUAACACCGCAGAUUGGAGCCGCCUGGGGUCUGCUGGAGAGAACUUAGGAAACCAGUAGCCUGGGGUUGGGAUCCUGUGAUGCUACAUUUCUCUCACAGGAGCCAGACCUGUGGGUGUUCAGAUGGAGCCGUCCGCUAGUCAUCCUCCAAGCAGAAAAGGUGCGUCCAAAGAGGAAGGCAAUGCUGUCCCUCUUUGUCGAGCCAAACCCUCCCCCAGCUACAUCAAUCUUCAAGCAAGUUCCCCACCAUCUGCUUUCCUCAACAUUGAGACCACAAAACUAUCCUCAGGAGUUGACCAGCAGCCCAAGGAGUGCCUGGGACUCCUAGAGAGUAUGUAUGCCAAUCUCCAGCUUCAGACCCAGCUCGCUCAGCGACAGAUGGCUAUUUUAGAAGACUUACAAGCAUCCAUGACACAACUCUCUCCCAGGAGGGAAAGCAAGGAUUCCUCCCUCCCAGCCUUAUAUGGUAAUCUGCUGUGAGAUCACCUGCCCCAAUUCAGUAAACGAAUUGUGGAACAAAGUUACCAAGGUGGAGCCAGUGCUUGCAACAACAGUGUUCUGUACAGGAACUGGUUCACGUCUGGGCUGCUCCACAGCUAA